This is a messenger RNA of Colletotrichum truncatum, 753 nucleotides long. Its product is annotated as superoxide dismutase. Lineage: Eukaryota; Fungi; Ascomycota; Sordariomycetes; Glomerellales; Glomerellaceae. Gene Ontology annotation, biological process: superoxide metabolic process. Gene Ontology annotation, molecular function: metal ion binding. The record is from RefSeq and is a predicted model, not a curated record.
AUGCGCUCUCAGUCGAUUCUCUCCAUCAUCGCCGCAGCGGCUCUUGGCCGUGUUGCCGCCCAAACCACUGGCGAGCUCGGUGACGCCACCGUUGUUAGCAACCCUCCUGGUUAUGUCUACGAGGCCGUCCUGCCUGAGCAGCCUUUCUUCAAGGCUGGCUCUCUUGACGGUAACGUUAAGGGAUCCAUCGUUGCCUUGUCUGCGCCGGACGGAAAAGGUGUCCAGUUCAAGGUCAAGUUUUCCAACCUCCCCGAGGAGGGUGGCCCAUUCACCUACCAUCUCCACGUCGACCCUGUCCCCGCCGAUGGCAACUGCACCAAGACUCUCGCUCAUCAUGACCCUUUCAUCCGUGGCGAGGCUACUCCUUGCGACUCGUCCAAGCCAGAGACUUGCCAAACUGGUGACCUGAGCGGCAAGCACGGCUCUGUCGCUGUCGAUGGCUUCGAGCAGACCUAUGUCGACCCCUACUUGUCCAUCGUUGAGGGUCCUGGCUCCUUCUUCGGCAACCGCAGCUUCGUCUUCCACUUCGCCAACAAGACCCGCAUCAGCUGCGCAAACUUCAAGCUCAUUUCCAAGCCCGAUGCUCCCCACAGCAACUGCACCACCACGACCAUUGCAGGCACCGGUGCCGUCCCCGCCCCCACAUCGACAAAGCCUCCCGGCACGGUUCCUUUCCCCGGAGCUGCCUCUACGAGUGGUGCCUCCUUCUCUCUGCUAGUUGCGGCUUUCGGUGUCGUCAUGUUCGCGCUAUGA